Molecule: messenger RNA, 249 nt
Organism: Ostertagia ostertagi
Lineage: Eukaryota; Metazoa; Nematoda; Chromadorea; Rhabditida; Trichostrongylidae
Source: the annotation of a GenBank genome assembly
AUGCGUAAACAACAGAUCCAAAUUCCGUUUGACAAAGGACGUACCAUGUUGGGCGUGGUAGACGAGACUGGACAGUUGCAAUAUGGUCAGGUUUUUGUGCAGUACACCGAAAAUUUAAACCUGAAAACGCCACCACCAAACGCGGCGAAAAAAAUAGUUACUGCUGUGGACAUUCCUGAUCUGCGGCACUUAUGUGACGUAAUCGUUUUUCCAAUGCAUGGACCGAGACCACAUCCUGAUGAAAUGGCA